AUGGCAGCUGGAGUGCUUACGAAAGGUAAAUUUUAUUUACAUUAUACAAUCAAUUAAUAUAUUUUCGUUAUGAUUAUGACAGGAAAUAGAUGUUGCAUCUCUUUUGCUACCUUGCCAGACUGUACAACCUAUGCUCGUUUUUAAUUGGCCGACAAUUCAAUUACACAACCAAUGCUAAACACAACCAACGCUAACUGGCUAACGUUGGCUAGCAGUAGCAUCACACAUCCAAAUCAAGUUGGAUGGUCAACGUUACAAUGUAAUGUUUUGAAUGUUGUAGCUUGCUACUGUCUUUAUCGUCUGACUGCUAGCUAACUGACUAUGCUGGUGGGUUUCUUGUAGGUUUGUGCGGGUUCCGCCAGCCCCGGAUUGUUGCAGCCGGAUCCUCCUGUAGUAGACUGCUCUAUGCGACUGCUGCAGCAGUCAAAACACUCCCUUUGCAAACUGACAGCACAGGUAGGUAGAGUUGUCAGUGACACGUACUGUUUGCUAUCUUACAGUUGUUAUAGCUAUGGAUAUUUAGUUUAACACGCAUUCACAACGCUUCUCUACAAUCACAAAGAACUAACUUCUCAAUUGUUUUUAUAGCUGUCACUGGCAAGAUCCAGAACCUGCCUCUUGAAACGCCAGAUUUCUUCCGCUUGUCAGAACUCUUCUCCUUGAAAGAUCUAUUUGAUGCCAGAGUGCACCUUGGACACAAGAAAGGUUGCAGACACAGGUUGGAUGGCUUUGAUUUUCAUAGUUCAUCUGACAGUUAUUUGUUGCACAUUGGGUUACGUUCUCAUUGUGGUUCGUAUUGUCCUUAUCUAACCUCUUGCAUCAGAGUAAAGUAGAAUAAAGUAAAACCAGCUGGAUUAUCUUCAUAGGGCAACAUGCCUUGCAGGUUUCAUAUACAGAGACAGACAACAUACUGUAGGUAUGAACAGGAGCACAUUGUCACACAAACAUUGAUCUUGAUUCUCUCUCUCAUUCCCUCCCUCUCUACUAGGCUGAUGGAGCCCUACCUGUUCGGCAGUCGUCUGGACCAGGACAUCAUCGACCUGGACCAGACAGUGGAGCACCUCAAUAGCGCCCUGAACUUCACCGCCCACAUCGCCUACCGCGGCGGCGUCAUCCUCUUCGUCUCCCGCCGCCGCCAGUUCGGCCACCUGGUGGAGAGCACGGCAGGGGACUGCGGAGAAUAUGCCCACACACGCUACUGGCAAGGUGGUCUGCUCACCAACGCCCCCAUCCAGUACGGUUCGGGGGUCCGGCUGCCUGACCUCAUCGUCUUCCUCUCAACGCUCAACAACGUCUUCCAGCAGCAUGUGGGGGUCCGCGAUGCGGCCAAGAUGAAUAUACCCACAGUGGGGGUGGUGGACUCUAACUGCAACCCCAGCCUGGUGACAUACCCGGUGCCUGGGAAUGAUGACACACCGGCCGCCAUGGAGCUGUACUGCCGCCUCUUCAAGAUGACCAUCAACAGGGCCAAGGACAAGAGAAGGCAGAUGGCGCUGCUGCAGGGUCUAUCGCCAGCAGGCCUCACACCGGGCUCCUCGUGA
Coregonus sp. 'balchen' is the source of this 1541-nucleotide messenger RNA. The record is from the annotation of a GenBank genome assembly. NCBI's taxonomy places the organism in Eukaryota, Metazoa, Chordata, Actinopteri, Salmoniformes, Salmonidae.